Molecule: messenger RNA, 1844 nt
Organism: Harpegnathos saltator (Jerdon's jumping ant)
Lineage: Eukaryota; Metazoa; Arthropoda; Insecta; Hymenoptera; Formicidae
Gene: Paip2
Product: polyA-binding protein interacting protein 2
Exons: 4
Coding region: 261-725 (154 amino acids)
Biological process (GO): negative regulation of translational initiation
Cellular component (GO): cytoplasm
Molecular function (GO): mRNA regulatory element binding translation repressor activity
Source: RefSeq, a predicted model, not a curated record
GCGUGAACGAACGAUUUCACGCGGACCGGACGAGAGCGAUCUCGUAUAUCCGAUAUGCGAUAGCACAUAUGUAUAGCAGCGAUGCAUACGCGCUUCUCGCGCAAAGAUGGUCGACCGCCGCGAGCGCAUCUGUCAAGCGAUACAAUGAUCCUCGCGUGAAGCCGUGUUAUGCACCGUUAAGGAACAGAGAACGUUGUCCGCGCGAAUCGUCCGGUGACCGAGUGGCAAAUUAAAGAUUAACGCCGUUAAAUAUACUGGCUAUGAAAAUGAAGAUUCCAAACAACGGGUCAGGCAAUGGUUAUUAUGGGCACGACACAGGUAUCAUUUCCUAUGUGGACAACAACAUUGAUACCGAGGCAGAAGUGCCAGCAACAGGCGAUGGAGAUUUCUCCGAGUACCUGUGGAUGGAGAAUGAGGAAGAGUUUGACAAACAGGUACUCCAACAAUUAGAAGAGGAGGAGCUGAUGGAGGAGUGUUUGGAAGCAAUGUUGGAGGAGGAGAGGCAACACGAAAGGAACAUAAAUUCGACCGCAUGGUCCACAGCUACCGGGACCUCCGACAAUAACACGACUGAACUCUGUCAGCAACUCAGUAAUCUCAAAAUGCAGGAUGAUCUUGCCAAGCAGAGCACGCUAAAUCCGGACGCAGCUGAGUUUGUUCCAGCGAUCAAAACGACGACGGUAAGUACAUCGUCAGGAGCCGUCGAGUCAACGUCGAAAAUUUAACUUUACCCGCUUACGUUUAAGUCAUGUAAAGUCGGGCUAUACGUAAUGGCUAGAGAGUCUACUAUUUCCAAUCGGACAAUUGUAUUAAGUGAACCGUGUUUAGAAGUUCAAUGACUGUGACUGUACGUACAAAGAUGUAAAGUACGCGAGUUGGAAUGUCGCGCCAUCGAUGCGCGUCAGUCCAGAACUUAAUAUCAGUUACGCAACCGGGUGAAAAAUAAUGUGCUACCGAAAUUUUUAUAGACCAGAAAUAUCACGCGAUAUUGAGUGAAGAAUUAUUAUAUUUCUUGCCGGAGCAAAACGAACGAUCAUGUAUACAAAUCACUCGUUAAAGGAAAUUUGCAAUUUAUAUAUCUCUUAUUCAAUCAUGUUUUCGCAGAGAUAAAUGCUUAUAGCAUUUGUGUUUUUUUAACUUGCAUAUAUAAUUAUAAAUUACUAUAUUGUAUAUUGAUCGAAAUAACCUGCAGUUCAAGUUGAGUUGGACUGAAGGAAUGUGUACUAGAUCCUUUAUAGACUUAAAUAAGUUUGUAGAGUCAAGGCAAUGAUACACACCUACACACACCUACCUACACAUACACAUUAUCUUGUAAAUUAUGUUUAUAUCUUAUGUAUGUAUGUCUCGAUCAGAUCUUAUCAUGCUAAAGAUUAUGUAACUCUUUUAUCUUUUAUACUUUAUCAAGCUGUAAAAUUUUUCACAGUCAUGAGUUUUACAGCUUGAUAUACAUCGUGUCCAAUGAAAACUUUCCUCAAGAGAGUUCCUUUUGUAAUACUUAUAAUAGAAGAUGAUGUUUGCAGAAUUGUUAGCAGGACAUGUUACAUUAUGAUCGCGAGAUACUCUAAUAAUCAUGUAUAUCGGAGAUGUAUUAUUUUGUGAUGAAUAUUUCAUCAGAUAGAUAAAACUGGUACCAUCAGUUGCGAGCGUGUAUAGUCGGAGAAAAAGAUUUAUUAUUUAUGCGAUUGUAUUAUUUUAUUCAGGAAUUUGGUAGAAACGCAAGUCCCGAAAAGUACUAAUUUCAUAAUUUGGAAGAGUAAGACAGAAACCCCCCGAAAGGUCAUAACUUUGAAUUUAACAUAUGGAAAAUAUAUGACAAUAUAUGAACCUUACGUGAAAAGAUUUUA